GAGCACAAAGUGCGGAGAGUCAGUAAGUGUGUGUGUGUGAGUGUGACUGUGACAGAGAGAGAGAGAGAGAGAGAUAGAGAGAGAGAGAGAGAGAGAGAGAACUGUUGAAGAAGGAAAGGCAGAGGAAGUGACCAGAGGAGAGCGGAGCGUGUGUCCACUUCACCACAGGGGACUGGAAACGAGCAGGGGGUCUGUGGCAGAGAGCUCGCAGAGGAACGGAUCUGAUUUGCCUGAGGGAGCUGCUGCUGGGGUUGUGGGUAGUUUGAAGGGGUGUGGGGGCAGUUUUUAUGCCACAUCUGCCACACGUACGAGGCCGGGCCAGCAGGCAGAAUGGACAUUUUUUUGUGGGGCCGUUCGCUCGUGGAUUGAGAUGUCACAGCCGAGGCACAGGAAAUAGAAGUUCAGAGCAGCGCCUCUGAAAAGGACACUCUCUGUGUUACCUCUGGAAGGGGAAGGUAGCGUCAGUGCAGCCUGCUCCUAGUGCUCCCAUUUCUCACCCCCUCUCGCAGCGGCACCUGUUUGUGAUUGGCUCGAGACCAGCUCCUUGUCGUCAGUAUGUGCCACUCCUGGUUGGAUUACUCACGGCUCGGGGAUGUAGGCUGCUAGAGGCGCCUCUCGGGGAAGUGACCAUAUGCAGAGAUUUGAACUGUCCUGCGUGUCAUGUCCGUUAACUUUGACGUGAGGUUUGAAGUGUGAGUCAAGUGUUCUUGACCGUUUGUCAUGGAGUUUGAGCUGUGGGUCCAGCGUUGCUGACCGUUGCUUUGCUGCGGAGUUUGAGCUGUGUGUGCUGUGGCUGUGUCCUGUUCCUCUCUGGCAGCCAGAUGAAGCCUGGUGGAGGAACAUGCUUUGGAAGCCAAUGACUGCAGUUCUCUGCGUAUACCCUGUGACCCGUCCCGUCUAAUGGAUUCUUUCAGCCCACAGGGCUCACAAGGGCUGCUUUUUUUGGUCAUUACUUUGUGCAUUCCUGACGUAACAUUGCCCAGAACAAUUUAGACGAAACAUUUUUUAUUGAUGUUUUUACUUAUUAAGUAAGACAAACACAAGGAAGUUGCUUCAGUUUUCUAUUAUCAAGACCUAAUAAUAAGUGCUGUGGUCCAUGGUCCGUGUUGAUACACUACAAACGGUGAGUGGUAAUGUCUUGAAGCAGUCUCCUGUGCUUUUGGAAGGACGCGCCGCUGCUGCCGGUGCUCAUGGGAACUGCAGCUCCAACAUGAACCUUCAUGAUGUUGGGGGGAGACGACGCUUCGAGGACUCGGAGUUCACCCUGCGCAUCUACCCGGGCAACAUCGCCGAGGGCACCAUCUACUGCCCGGUCAGUGCUCGCAAGAACACCACCGCCGCCGACGUCAUCGAGCAGGUCAUCGACCGACUCCGCCUGGACCGCACCAAGCUCUACGUCUUGGCCGAGGUGAAGGAGUUCGGCGGCGAAGAAUGGAUCCUCAACCCCAGCGACUGCCCGGUGCAGCGCAUGAUGCUGUGGCCACGGAUGGCUCUGGAGAACCGCUUCGGCGGCGAGGACUACCGCUUCCUCCUGCGGGAGAAGAACCUGGACGGCUCCAUCCACUACGCCAGCCUGCAGAUGUGGCUCCGCGUGACCGAGGAGCGCCGGCGCAUGGUGGAGCGCGGCUUCCUGCCGCAGCCGCCGCCCAAGGAGUACGAGGACCUCUGCAGCCUGCCGGACCUCAACGAGAAGACGCUGCUGGACAACCUGCGCGGGCGCUUCAAGCAGGAGAAGAUCUACACCUACGUGGGCAGCAUCCUCAUCGUCAUCAACCCCUUCAAGUUCCUGCCCAUCUACAAUCCCAAAUACGUCAAGAUGUACGACAACCACCAGCUGGGCAAGCUGGAGCCGCACAUCUACGCCGUGGCCGACGUGGCCUACCAUACCAUGCUGCAGCGGCGGCAGGACCAGUGCAUCGUCAUCAGCGGCGAGAGCGGCUCGGGCAAGACCCAGAGCACCAACUUCCUCAUCCACCACCUCACCGCCCUCAGUCAGAAGGGCUUCGCCAGUGGAGUGGAGCAGACCAUCCUCGGAGCUGGGCCGGUAUUAGAGGCGUUUGGAAAUGCCAAGACCGCUCACAACAACAACUCCAGCCGCUUUGGCAAAUUCAUCCAGGUGAACUACCAGGAGAGUGGCACUGUUCGAGGGGCUUAUGUAGAGAAAUAUCUGCUGGAGAAAUCAAGGCUGGUGUACCAGGAGCAUAACGAGAGGAACUACCAUGUGUUUUACUAUCUGCUGGCCGGAACGACUGACGAGGAGAAGAAAGAGUUCCAUCUCAAGAAGCCUGAAGAGUACCAUUACCUCAACCAGAUGACAAAGAAACCUCACCGACUGCACUGGGAUAAUUACUAUGAGAGUGAAGCGCAGGACUGCUUCACAGUGGAGGGGGAGGAUCUGAAGCAUGACUUUGAGCGCCUGCAGCUGGCGAUGGAAAUGGUGGGCUUCCUGCCCGCCACGCGCAAGCAGAUUUUCUCCUUGCUAUCGGCCAUCCUUCACCUGGGGAACAUCCGGUACAAGAAGAAAACAUACCGCGACGACUCCAUCGACAUCUGCAACCUUGAAGUGCUGCCCGUGGUUUCCGAGCUGUUGGAGGUUCGAGAGGAGACUCUCUUCGAGGCUCUGACCACCCGGAAGACCGUGACCGUGGGGGAGAAACUGAUUGUGCCAUACAAGCUGGCUGAGGCUGGCACAGUACGGGACUCCAUGGCCAAGUCUCUGUACAGCGCCUUGUUUGACUGGAUAGUGUUCAGGAUCAAUCACGCACUGCUCAACGCCCGGGAUCUGGAGGAGUCCACAGAGAUCCUGUCCAUUGGUGUUCUUGAUAUCUUUGGGUUUGAAGACUACGAGAACAACAGCUUCGAACAGUUCUGCAUCAACUUUGCCAACGAGCGGCUUCAGCACUACUUCAAUCAACACAUUUUUAAGCUUGAACAGGAAGAGUAUCGGGCGGAGGGCAUCACCUGGCACAACAUCGACUACAUUGACAACACCAGCUGCAUCCACCUCAUCAGCAGGAAACCCACAGGACUGCUCCACCUACUGGACGAGGAGUGCAACUUCCCGCAAGCGACCAACCAGACGCUGCUGGAUAAGUUCAAGCGGCAGCAUGAAGGGAACAGCUACAUUGACUUCCCAGCCGUCAUGGAGCCCGCAUUCAUCAUCCGCCACUACGCCGGCAGGGUCAAGUACCGGGUGAAGGACUUCAGGGAGAAGAACACGGACCACAUGCGGCCCGACAUCGUGGCUCUGCUGAAGAGCAGCAAGAACGCCUUCAUCGGCGGGCUGAUCGGGAUCCACCCUGUGGCUACCUUCCGCUGGGCCGUGCUGCGGGCCUACUUCAGGGCAGUGGUGGCCUUCCGCAUGGCCGGCAAGAGAUACGUGGAGAAGAAGGGUGGGCAUGAUGAUUCGGCUCCAUGUGCAGUGUUGAAAAGUGUGGAUAGUUUUAGCUUUCUGCAUCAUCCUGUGCAUCAGAGAAGCUUAGAGAUCCUGCAGAGGUGCAAAGAGGAGAAGCACAGCAUGACCAGAAAGAGUCCACGCACGCCUCUCUCUGACCUGCAGGGCAGCAACACGCUACACGACAGACCGCCACGGGAGGGCUGGAACGGUCGGUCUCCGAUGCAGAGUCGCCUGUCCUCCACCGGCUCUGGCGGCUCGGAAGAAGACGGCAUCUUUGUCAACUCCACCAGCAGCAAACUCCUGGAACGAGCCCAUGGCAUCCUCAUGAGGAAUAAGAACUACAAGAUGAAGCCAAGUCUUCCAAAGCAUCUGCUGGAUGUGAAGUCUCUCAAGUACCUGAGCAAUCUCACACUGCAAGACCGCAUCACCAAAUCCCUCCUGCACCUUCACAAGAAGAAGAAGCCACCCAGCAUCAGUGCCCAGUUCCAGGUGUCUCUUAAUAAACUGAUGGAGACCCUGGGCCAGUCCGAGCCCUACUUUGUUAAAUGCAUCCGUUCAAACGCAGAGAAGCUUCCCCUGCGAUUCAAUGACGUCCUUGUCCUGAGGCAGCUACGGUACACAGGCAUGCUGGAGACGGUGCGCAUCAGACAAUCAGGAUAUCCUAUCAAGUACACUUUCCAGGACUUUGCUCGCCAUUUCCAUGUGCUGUUACCGGAGGGAUCCCACACCACCCAAGAAAGCAUCAAAAACGUCCUAUGCCAAGCAGACUUCGCCCCUGAUACCUUUCAAGUGGGACACUCAAUGGUGUUCUUGCGAGAGGCUGAAAGGCAGCGGCUGCAGGACAUGCUCCACCAGGAGGUGUUGCAGCGGAUCGUGGCCCUUCAGCGGCGUCUCCGAGCCACACUGGAGAGAAGGCACUACCUCAAGAUGAGACAGGCGGCUUCCCUCCUCCAGCAAUGGUGGCGGGAAUGCCUGUCGAGGCAGGCUGAGGAGGAAGAUGAGGAAGAGGAGGAUGACCCAGCUGUCCAGCAGGAGGCAGCGGUUUGCCUGCAGGCAGCUUGGAGAGGCUACAGGGAGCGUAGGAGGCUCCUCCUCUGGAGACGAGCAUCCUUGACCAUCCAGAGGAGCUGGCGGCAGUGCCGUCACAGGAGAGCGGGAGCAGCCUGCGUCAUUCAGGCCGCCUGGCGCGGCCACAGGGAGCGGGAGAGCUACUGCAGGCUGCAGCGCUCAGUGCUGCUCAUUCAAGCUGCCAGCAGGGGAUUUUUGGCAAGGCAGAGAUUCAGAGACUUGAAAGAACAGAAGUUAAAAGAGGCUGAGCUGCUGAAUGGACAGACGGGCCCCACACCAGAGGAGGAGAAGUUGAGGAUCAUGGGCCUGGACCUUAGCACUUGGGAGGACCGUUCAUGCGAGGAGAGGGAGAGAAGCCUUCAGAGACUCAACAGUGGCGCUGAGAUCUCAUUGGAUCCCUCGGAAGAAGCACAGGAAGUAAGCGUUUCAGAGCUGACCAGAAGCGAAGAUGCUGCGCCGAGGAGCCCGUUGCAUAGCGUCGCCGUCAGAGACAGGGCAAAGACCCUCGACCAGGACUCCAACCAGAAGACAAGAGCCAAACGAGAAAGCCGCAGGAUGAGAGAGCUGGAGCAGGCCAAAUUCAGCCUGGAGCUGCUCAAAGUCCGCUCCACUGGUGGGGCAUCUCCAUCCGAGGAGCGACGCUGGUCUACAGAGCUGACCAUGGUCGAGACGGGCGGUCUCCACUCCCCUCAGGGUACACCCGACAGUCAGAGUUCGAAGGGCAGCUUUGAGAUACUCAACAUGGAGGAGUGCCUCAAAGAGAGGCCAACUUCAAGAACAGACGCUCUCAUUGAAGAAGCUCCUACAUCUCCGUCCUUAGGACCUCCAGAGCAACCUGAGGUCUAUCCCAUGAGCCCUCAGUCCGCCAACCCUCCAGAGACACCAGUGCCUGAUGUCCCCUCCAGCAGUCCAGCGAAAGCAGAACCUGCCAGCCCACCUGCAGUCAUCCCCAAGGUGGAGAACUACCUCCCAACGUUCUACGUCCCCUCUGCAGACAGCAGCAAUUCCGCCGUCCCCAAACCACAGACUCCGGGGAAGACCCUGAAGGAAAGAAGAGAGUCUUCCCGCAGGCCUGUGGUAGUAUUGAUCAGCAUGCAGAAGGAGACCGUCCUAGAAGAACCGAUGCCUCCCGAAGUCAAGGACAGCUCCAUGCAGACCAGCGAGCCCCCGAGUCCGCUGCAGGUGGACGGCAAUGAGAACCUGCAGCCGGUGUCUGUUCUGGAGAAGCUGGAGAAGCUGAACGAGGAGAAGGAGGAACGGCAGAAGCAGCAGCAACAGCAGCAGGAGAAGGAGAUGAUGCAGCAGAUCCGACAGCAGAAGGAGGCUCUGGAGAGGCAGCGCAAGCAGAUUGCACAGAUCGAGCGGGAGAGGUUCGAGAAGCAACGGGACGAGGCCCAACAGAAGAUCGAGCAGAGCAGGCAGGUGGUUCAAGUCCCGGAAUGGGACAGGAAGGAGUUCCUCGAGGGGAAACCAGUGAGGCCCGCCUCCCUGAAUGUUGGUCAAGUCCGAGCUCCAAAGGCCGAGCCAGAAGUUGUAACCCUCCCAGAGCCCACCGCACAGUUGCCCCCUGCAUCUCAAAACCAGGGUAAAAGCGUGGCCCCAUUCUCCACUGUAAGAGAACGACCAAGGGAUCGAAGGACUAUGCCAGAAGGAUGGGCGCCUAAGCUUACGCUGGAAUCACGAGAUGGCACUAGAGGAAGGGCGCAGAGGAAGGCUGCUACGCAGAGUGUUAACAUUAACAUGACGGAGAGGUCAUCUGGAAACAUGUUCUUCUCUCCUAAGGAUAGGGUCUCCUUCUCCAAGUUUGACAAAGAUUCUGUCAGCCAGGAGAGGUCUGCAGCAAGUCUAAAGGAAACAUCAUCUGGUUUCAGAGCCAAAGAAAUGAAAGGACGAGAGGUUGGUAUACCCGUCCAUAGAAAGAAAGCCCGCAUGGCGCGGACACGUUCUGAUUUCCUCACCCGGGGACCCACCCCACAGGGGGAGGGUCAUUCGGAUGAAGACGAGUGCGAUGACCCCCCCCUCUCCCCCGGCCUGCCCCUGUCCGGCGAGCAGGAGGCCGAGGAGGGGGCCGCAGCGGCGGACACGAGUCACAGUGACUCAGAAAUGCCUUCCAUCGGCUCUGAAGACCAAAAACGGUUGCAUAAAGUCUUGUCAGCGGGAGAGUUGGGCAAAGCGGAUUCUCUGAGGAAAAACUCUGGAGAUGGAAGGGUACGAGGGAAGAUGCGUUUCUGGGGUAAGGGGAAGCAAGGCGACAAAAAGCCCUCCAGAGACCGGCUGGUGUGUGGGGCUGAUACACUUGAAGGGGACUAUGCUGAUACUGGCCUUCUACUAGGAGCAGGUGGAGACUUCCUUUCUCCGCCACGCAGUCCUGAUCUGACGCUGGAGCGGGGCCGAGACUGUAAGGAGAACAAGGAGCCGUCGCCCAAGGUGAAGCGGAGACGCAGCGUGAAGAUCAGCAGUGUUGCCCUGGAAUCCGCUCAGUGGCAGAACGACUCUCUGCAGAUCCUUACCUGUGCCUCUGACUACAAGACCAUGAAUGAGUUUCUUAUGAAGAAGAUUAAUGACCUUGACACUGAAGACAGUAAGAAGGACACUUUGGUGGAUGUUGUGUUCAAAAAGGCACUGAAGGAAUUCCGUCUGAAUAUCUUCAACUCCUACUCUACUGCCUUAGCCAUGGAUGAUGGGAAGAGUAUCCGCUACAAGGACCUGUACGCACUCUUUGAGCAGAUCCUGGAGAAGACCAUGCGACAGGAGCAGAGGGACUGGAGUGAGUCUCCUGUGAAGGUGUGGGUGAACACUUUCAAAGUCUUCUUGGAUGAGUUCAUGACGGAAUACAAGCCACUAGAGAGCACCUUAACCAAGGCACCAAAGCCUGACCGCAAAAAAAGAAGGAAAAAGGACGCUGAUAUAGUGGAAGAGCACAACGGGCACAUUUUUAAGUCCACCCAGUAUAGCAUCCCCACCUACUGCGAGUACUGUUCCUCCCUCAUCUGGAUGAUGGACCGGGCCUGUGUCUGCAAACUGUGCCGGUAUGCCUGUCACAGGAAGUGUUGUGCCAAGACGACAACCAAAUGCAGCAAGAAGUUUGACCCAGAGUUGUCUUCGAGGCAGUUUGGUGUUGAGGUGUCUCGUUUGACCAAUGACGAGCGAACUGUGCCCCUUGUGGUGGAGAAGCUCAUCAACUACAUAGAGAUGCACGGCCUCUACACGGAGGGCAUUUACAGGAAGUCGGGCUCAACCAAUAAGAUCAAGGAGCUGAAACUGGGACUGGACACGGAUGUGAGCAGCACAAACCUGGACGACUACAACAUCCAUGUCAUAGCCAGCGUGUUCAAGCAGUGGCUGCGGGACCUGCCCAAUCCGCUCAUGACCUUUGAGCUGUACGAGGAGUUCCUCCGAGCCAUGGGUUUGCAGGAUAAGAAAGAAACGAUCAGGGGUGUGUACGGUGUGAUCGAUCAGUUGAGCAGGACUCACCUCAACACACUGGAACGCCUCAUCUUCCACCUGGUCAGGAUCGCGCUGCAGGAAGACACCAACCGCAUGUCUGCCAACGCCCUCGCCAUUGUCUUUGCCCCCUGCAUCCUGCGCUGCCCCGACACCAUCGACCCACUGCAGAGUGUGCAGGACAUCAGCAAAACCACGGCGUGUGUGGAGCUAAUCAUUGGGGAACAGAUGAAUAAGUACAGGGCUCGACUGAAGGACAUCAACAGCCUGGAGUUUGCGGAGAACAAAGCCAAAAAUAGGCUAACCCUCAUCAGGAGAUCGAUGAAACCCGUAGUAAUCGCUGUUAGAUUUAUCAGCAUUGCCCGCAGUGCCACCCCGGGUAAAGGCCGCGUGCGGCGGAUCAGCUACCACACGCCCUCGCCGCCGGUGAGCCCGCGCCUGGCCCCGAGCUCAGAGCCCGUGGAGGAGAGCUGGCCAGAGGAGCCGCCGGCGCCCCGAGAGCCUGAGCUGUCCGAGCAGCAGCAAGUGGCCAUGCAGCAGGAGGAGCGGGUCCUCACCGAGCAGAUCGAGAACUUACAGAAAGAAAAGGAGGAGCUGACGUAUGAAAUGCUGGCCCUGGAGCCGAGAGCGUCGGAUGACGAGACGCUGGAGUCUGAGGCGUCGAUCGGAACCGCAGACAGCUCUGAGAACCUGAACGUGGACUCGGAGGGAGCCACGUCGGACUUCUCUGAGAGAGGCCCAGCUCUGGCAGCCGCGGCCAGGCCCAGGAAGACUGAGGCCAAGAGCCGACGCACGCUGAGGCGACAGCCCGACUCCCUGGACUCGGUGGACUCGGCCUCCACCGCCUCCUCCUCGGUCUCGUCCAGCUACCUGCACCCGCCGUCCUCCGCAUCGUCGUCCCGCACGCGGCGCUUCCGCUUCCGCUCCAAGUCGCCCUCCUCGGCGACCCUCGGCCGCUCCAACAACGGCAACGAGAGCGGCGGCAGCGUGGAGGUGGCCGAGCAGGACCCGCACGAGGAGCGCGCUCAGUUCAUCAGCCGCGGCACUUUCAACCCGGAGAAGGGCAGGCAGAAGCUGCACGGCGCCAGAGCCCUUCAGCACUCUGCUGCAGAGGCCAGUGGCCACCACAAGAGGGAGCCAGAUUUGCAGUCGCAGCAGCAGCAACAGCAGCAGCAGCACCUAGUACUGUACGGCAGCAACGAGUUCAUGGUGUGAAGAGACCAUCGCGGGCCAGUCAUCUUCUUCACACACACACAUACGCGCGGAAAAAACACGGGAGGAGAACACUCCCUGGCUCCAGCUCAUCCCUUUAUCUAUCCUCCACCAAACACACACACACACACACACACACACACACACACAUAUACACACACCGACUUCCUCCCCAUGCCACUUGCACUCAGCCACCCUUGCUGGGGGACAGGGUAGCAGAUGAGCUCUCCUCUGCCUUUCCAAGUGCCAAUCCUAGCUGAGAUGAGGAGGCAGAGACGCACGUGGAGGAGGAAGCUGAGUAGAGGAGGAGGAGGAGGAGGAGGAGGAGGAAGAAGAAGAGGAGGAAGAAGAAGAAGAGGGCAGCAGCUGGGUCACCAGAACUGCCAGGCUGGACGGGAGGACGUGUGCCUCCACCCACCCCCACCUCGCUUGCCUUCAGAGCCGGGGCGGAGUUUUGGAAUUAGGGAGGUGGGGGCAGCAGGGAGAGGGGUGUGGACAGAGCAAAGGGAAUGGUGACUACUGUGGUAGGCGUGAUUCCGACUCCGAUGGUGGACGUUCCACUGGAUGCGAGGAGGCACUGAACGCCUUGCAACGGACCAUGGAGACAAAGCCAUUGAGCAGCGCAGACUCCACAAACUUCAGCAACUACCCCCCCCCCCCCCCAACCUUCCCCCAGCUUGGCUGCUUAACGUUUACAGUUUGUACAGACACAACCAGUAAUAAGUGGCGUGCUCUGACAAGACAGAAAAUCUGUUUCUCCCCCCUCCCGACACAUGCCUAUUUAAUACAUUUUAAUAAUGUGGAAUAUAAAUAUAUAUAUAUAAAUCUAUAUAAAUAUAUUAUGUGAUAUACAUAUAUAUAUUAAACCGUGUAUAAAGUCAGAACACCAGCAGUCGCUGGGUUGUUGAGUUUAAGUAUUUAUCAUUAUGCUUGUCCUGCAUAUGGUCAAAGAGAGAUUUUUGGAUUUAGCUGACUCAGUUCGAGUGAGCAAGUAAGCGUGCACACACACGCCUGUGUGUGUGAGUGUGUGUGCGUGCGUUUGCAGGUGUGUUUGGAAAAAAAAAAGAAACCACUUGAUGUGUUUGAAGUGUGUGCUGCUUCUUUUCCUCCUUUGAGGAACGUGCCGUCAUCAAAGGGACCAAGCUAGCUGGUGUUUGAAAGCUAGAGGAUCCCAGCUAUGUGAAGACUUUCAGAUGUACAUAACACAGAAUACUGUACAAAAAAAAAUCACCUCUUUGUAACAGCUGUUCAAAAGCUGGUAUGUAUGAAGUUGAGAUGAUGAUGCCAUUUUCAGUUUACUUUUAGUAACAUUUUUUAUCAAACUUGUUGGCAAUGUCUGUUCUAUUCUGAAAAAGCAACUAAAACACAUUAUUAUUGUUAUUGUUAUUAUUAUUUUGUGAGUAUCCAUGCAUGAAAAAAGUUGACUCGUGCUCCUUCAUUGAAGAGGUAUUCUGCAACCACAUCCCUUUGUCACAGCAACUGCUUAAGCCCGCCUGUUUAAAUAAGGUAUCAGACGACCCACAGGACUGUUGUACACAAUGCCAAAUUAGCCAUGAAGCAGUUGCGCAGCCUAUGGGGCUGUGUAUGAAGUUGCCAGUGAGUGUGUGUGUGUGUGAGAGAGAGAGUGCUAAUGUGAGUGUGUGUGUGUGUGAUGGGCACUUGUAUGCACGUGCUCUCUCUCUCUCUCGCUCUCUGUCUCUCUCUGUCUGUCUACUGAUGCAGGAGCUAAUGCUUGAACAUGUUUCUUUGCGUUUACACAAACGGUGUGUUUGGGUGUGUGCAGGGCAGACUCUCUCUCUCUCUCUAGAGUGGACCCUGCCCUCCCCUUACACACUUGUCGUGACUCUGUGCAAGGUCAGCUCUCUACUGACGUCAGGUGGGAGAAGAGGCCGGGAGUUUCACUGUAAUCACUCGCCCGCCCUGAAAAAUUCCUCGCCAGCCCCCUAACCCCCCCCCCCACACACACACACACACACACCCCUCCUCCCCCCCACAAGAUCCACGGAAGCAGACUGCUGUUACGCCAGGUGCUUUGCCUCCUGUGUUUGUGAGCGAGCGAGUGAGUGUAUUGGUUGCUGGGGUGAGGAGACCUACAGGUGAAUGCAGGUGAGGAGAGCCACAGGUGAAUGCAGCUCUUCUCAUGAAGCACGCCCAUGCCAGCCUGGUCAGGAUGCCUCAUGGGUAUUUUGUAGCAGUACUCUUUCCCUGGCAAACCAUGUUUGUCAGGACUGUGACGAGGCCAUAGAAAGAAACUCUUUUGUACUGUCAGUAUGUGUUUGAGGAGUUCACACUGACCUGGAAGUGAUUAAAUCAGUAUCUCAAGAAGUCAUUUGUCGAAUGUUGAGGACCAGACACCCUUUUGGACUGUUCUGAUACAGAAAACAAAAUGGUGGAUCCUCACAGUGCACCAACACAGUGUUGUCAUUGGGUGGUCAGUUGAGUUGUCAUCGGUUAACCGGUCAAUGUGAGCCAAGCCAUGGCUAAAGUGUGUCUUUCUGUUCUGUUAAGGAGUCUGUCCUGUUAUAUCCUGCUAGCCUGUCCACUCUUUGCAAGCACUAAGUAAUUACCUAAAAUGAUGGUGUAAUACACAGCGUUCUUAAGCUCAACAUUUCAACUGAAUCUGAUAGUACUUAGCUUCGUCCCCAAAUGGUUAGCAUUGGCAGUUUUGGUAUCCUGCUGAAGUGAUUGCACAGAUCACUUGGACAUCACACUCCUGUAUCCUGUGUGUUCUACAGUAUACCUAUUCAAACGUACUUGUUGCUAAAGGAUAUAUUAUGCCAUGUACCAUAAUAAAUGUGAAAUAAUCAUGUUCAGUGUUGAAAACUGGCCACUUUGCCUGCAAGUUUUAACAAGGUGCACAAUCAGACUUCAUAUUUGUAUUCUGUCCCACGGAGUUGUAUGUGCAUUUUGUGAGCUAUUUCUUACACAGACAGAAUGAUGGAAAAAAACAAAAAGGUGAUGUCAAGGUUGUAAAAAUUAAUUUGAACAAAUCAUAUUCAGCUUAUUAAAGACAAGGCUGGAACCAAA
Molecule: messenger RNA, 12148 nt
Organism: Alosa sapidissima (American shad)
Lineage: Eukaryota; Metazoa; Chordata; Actinopteri; Clupeiformes; Clupeidae
Gene: myo9aa
Product: myosin IXAa
Exons: 44
Coding region: 1097-9124 (2675 amino acids)
Biological process (GO): positive regulation of GTPase activity; intracellular signal transduction
Cellular component (GO): myosin complex
Molecular function (GO): microfilament motor activity; ATP binding; protein binding
Source: RefSeq, a predicted model, not a curated record